Molecule: messenger RNA, 1262 nt
Organism: Hibiscus syriacus
Lineage: Eukaryota; Viridiplantae; Streptophyta; Magnoliopsida; Malvales; Malvaceae
Product: serine/arginine-rich splicing factor RSZ21-like
Exons: 6
Coding region: 146-679 (177 amino acids)
Biological process (GO): mRNA splicing, via spliceosome
Cellular component (GO): nuclear speck
Molecular function (GO): zinc ion binding; RNA binding
Source: RefSeq, a predicted model, not a curated record
CUGAGAUUUUUUAUAGCGUCGGUAACUGUUGGAGGGUUUUAGUGCCAAAUUGAUUAAUAUCUGGCUUCGAAUUUUGGUCACUCUCCUUCUUUUACCGUACAAACCCCAGAAAUUUCCCCAAGGCGCGCAGUGUUAUUUUGCGAGCAUGGCUCGGGUUUAUGUCGGGAAUUUGGAUCCCCGGGUUACUGAGAGGGAUCUCGAAGAUGAGUUUAAAAUUUUCGGCGUUCUCCGCAGUGUAUGGGUAGCUCGAAGGCCUCCAGGGUAUGCCUUUAUCGAGUUCGAUGAACGCAGGGAUGCUAUCGAUGCAAUUCGUGAACUGGAUGGAAAGAAUGGCUGGCGUGUGGAACUUUCUCAUAACUCGAAAGGUGGCGGAGGCAAUGGUGGGCGUCGUAAAGGGGGUGAGGAUUUGAAGUGUUAUCAGUGUGGUGAACCUGGUCACUUUGCUCGUGAAUGUCGCUCACGAGGCUUUGGAAGCGGGCGACGUCGAAGCUCCAGUCCUCGUCGCCGUAGUAGUCCAAGUUAUGGGUAUGGACGGAGGAGCUAUAGUCCACGUGGGAGAAGAUUUCCGCGGCACCGGAGCAUAUCACCUCGUCCUGGUCGCAGCUACAGCAGGUCGCCUCCAUAUCGUUAUUCUCGCCGGGUAUCACCUUAUGCAAAUGAGAUUAAAGAGGGACCUUAACUGAAUCAUAUCUGGAAUGUCGACAUCAUUGGCAAACAGAUAUGAAAAUACUAGUUUAAAUAGGUUCAGUGAGGAAAAAAUGAUCUAGGUUACUUGUGUUUGUCGAGACACUUAGGAUGUUAGAAUCUGUGGUUUUGCUUGGCUUCCACUCUGCAGUAUUAGUGUUCCAUUCUGCGGUAGCUUGCUUUGCUUGCUGUGUUCAGCAUAUGGAACUCGGGGGUCUCGUUUCUUACUUAACAUUAUUAUCUGUUAUGUUUAAAUGUUAACUUAGUUACUUUGCUAUGGAAAGUUAAGGAUUUUGUAUGUUUUGUUGUGAGGUGUGAGAUUCGGAAGUAAAGGGCAGAUCAUCGAACCAAUCCUUUGGCCACUUUAAUGCCAUCUUAGUGCACCACUUGAAUCAGUUGAUCUACUAAGUUAUCGCCCCCUGCAUAUGGCGAAAUCGCGCUCGAGUUGCAUGUUGAAUUUGCAUCGCAUUUGUAGUAGUAACUAUCGAAUUUUGGUCGCAGCAUGUGUUGGUGCUUGUCGUUGCCAUCAAAUAUUGAAUGCAACAAUAGAGCCUUUAGUUUUUUGGGCAGAUGAAGAC